Molecule: messenger RNA, 259 nt
Organism: Moneuplotes crassus
Lineage: Eukaryota; Ciliophora; Spirotrichea; Euplotida; Euplotidae
Source: the annotation of a GenBank genome assembly
GGACAAUGGAUAAUGCAAGAUCCAUCGAAGGAUAUCAUCACUUGCCAGAUGAAGAUGACAUAGAACAGUCAAAAGCACCUCUAUACGGUCGAGUCAACCUAACUGGAAGCAGUUUAGUUCCAGAUCAAAAUGCAUCGAAUUCAAGAUUUGAACAGCCUCAGCCAGGAAUUGGAUAAUCAGUAGACAACUCAAACUCUUAUCAGGAUUUUUAAGACCAAAUAAGAAAUUAACUAGCAAUAUAAACCUUCUGGCAACUAUA